CAUGGCGGCGCCCUUGUGCAAAUGCUGAGAAAGUGUCUCUGCGGGGAAACCGAAGCGAUUUCAGAUUCAGAUUCGCGGCGGCGACAACAGAGAAUCGUCGGCGACCGUCCACGGAAGCGACAGAGAAGAGUUACGACCGAGUCACCGAUUGCACGAGCUCGGCGGAGCUUUGCGUGGCCCAGGCAGAGAGUCCGUGUAAAGAUGGGCCUCUUUUCCAGCCCCUAGCAAGCGGGGAGAGACGCCGCAGAUUCCCCGACAAACGCGCACCGGGUGAACUCGGAACUGUCGGCAUUGACAUUUAUCGCAGAUUGUGGGAUUUGCCAUAUAAUUUGCUGUCCGGUGUUCUCUGCGCGGCCGCCUCUGUUGUGCAAAAGGGACGCACAAGUUUCCAAGCCCGCGGGAGGGAUUCAACCGCGUCAAGGGCCCUGAUGAAAAUGGACUCGGAGCUGCUCCACUCGCCCGUGGUGGGCCUGGCGGAGGAAGAGGAGGCAGACAUGAGCGACUGGAACCUCCCGCUGGCCUUCAUGAAGAAACGCCACUCGGAGAAGAUCGAGGGCUCCAAGGCCCUGGCUCAGAGCUGGAGAAUGAAGGACAGGAUGAAGACCGUCAGCGUGGCCCUGGUGCUGUGUCUGAACGUGGGGGUGGACCCUCCUGACGUGGUGAAGACGUCCCCCUGCGCCAGACUGGAGUGCUGGAUCGACCCACUUUCCAUGAGCCCACAGAAAGCACUGGAGACCAUCGGGGCCAACCUACAGAAGCAGUAUGAGAACUGGCAGCCCAGGGCACGCUACAAGCAGAGUCUGGACCCCACGGUGGACGAGGUGAAGAAGCUGUGCACCUCGCUCCGCCGCAAUGCUAAGGAGGAGCGGGUGCUGUUCCAUUACAAUGGCCACGGCGUGCCAAGACCCACCGUCAAUGGGGAGAUCUGGGUCUUCAACAAGAACUACACCCAGUACAUCCCCCUGUCCAUCUACGACCUGCAGACCUGGAUGGGCAGCCCCUCCAUCUUCGUGUACGACUGCUCCAAUGCCGGCAUCAUCGUCAAGUCCUUCAAGCAGUUCGCCCUGCAGAGGGAGCAGGAGCUGGAGGUGGCUGCGAUAAACCCCAACCACCCCCUGGCACAGAUGCCUCUGCCCCCCUCCAUGAAGAACUGCAUCCAGCUGGCCGCCUGCGAAGCCAGCGAGCUGCUGCCCAUGAACCCCGACCUCCCAGCUGACCUCUUCACUUCCUGUCUCACGACGCCCAUCAAGAUUGCCCUGCGCUGGUUCUGCAUGCAGAAGAGUGCCAAGCUGGUGCCCGGGGUGACAUUGGACUUGAUCGAGAAGAUCCCAGGGCGGCUCAAUGACAGACGUACCCCUCUUGGAGAGCUGAACUGGAUCUUCACCGCCAUUACAGACACCAUCGCUUGGAACGUUCUGCCCAGAGACCUUUUCCAGAAGCUGUUCCGCCAGGACUUGUUGGUGGCCAGUCUGUUCCGCAACUUCCUAUUGGCUGAAAGGAUAAUGAGGUCAUACAACUGCACCCCGGUCAGCAGCCCACGCCUGCCCCCCACCUACAUGCACGCCAUGUGGCAGGCGUGGGACCUGGCCGUGGACAUCUGCCUCUCCCAGCUCCCCACCAUCAUCGAGGAAGGCACCGCCUUCAGGCACAGUCCCUUCUUUGCGGAGCAGCUGACCGCCUUCCAGGUGUGGCUCACCAUGGGCGUGGAGAACAGGAACCCCCCUGAGCAGCUGCCCAUCGUCCUGCAGGUCCUCCUGAGUCAGGUGCACCGGCUCCGAGCGCUGGACCUGCUCGGCCGAUUCCUGGACCUGGGGCCCUGGGCAGUCAGCCUGGCUCUCUCCGUGGGCAUAUUUCCCUAUGUACUCAAGCUGCUGCAGAGCUCCGCCCGCGAGCUGCGACCCCUCCUCGUCUUCAUCUGGGCCAAGAUCCUGGCAGUGGACAGUUCUUGUCAAGCUGAUUUGGUGAAGGACAAUGGCCACAAGUACUUCUUGUCUGUCCUGGCUGACCCCUACAUGCCUGCAGAACACCGCACUAUGGCAGUCUUCAUCCUGGCGGUGAUCGUCAACAGCUACAACACAGGGCAGGAGGCCUGUCUGCAGGGGAACCUCAUCGCCAUUUGCCUGGAGCAGCUGAACGACCCUCACCCUCUCCUGCGCCAGUGGGUCGCCAUCUGCCUGGGCAGGAUCUGGCAGAACUUCGACUCGGCCCGCUGGUGCGGGGUGCGGGACAGCGCCCACGAGAAGCUCUACAGCCUGCUGUCGGACCCCAUCCCAGAGGUGCGCUGUGCUGCAGUGUUUGCCCUGGGCACGUUCGUGGGGAACUCUGCUGAGCGGACAGACCACUCCACCACCAUAGAUCACAACGUGGCCAUGAUGCUGGCUCAGCUCAUCAAUGAUGGAAGCCCCGUGGUGCGCAAGGAGCUGGUGGUGGCGCUCAGUCACCUGGUGGUUCAGUACGAGAGUAACUUCUGCACAGUGGCCCUGCAGUUCAUGGAGGAGGAGAAGAGCUAUGCCGUGCCCUCACCAGCCAGCAACACAGAACCAGGGAACCUGACCCCGGUGAGGGACAGCCCGGCCAUCCCCCGCCUGCGCCCCGUCAACUCCUACACCAACAUCCGCGCCGCCACCACGGCCCGCAGCCUCAACAAGAGUCUGCAGAACCUCAACCUGAACGAGGAAGGAGGCCCUGUUGCCUUUUCUCCCGGGAACCUCAGCACAAGCAGCAGCGCCAGCAGCACCCUGGGCAGCCCGGACAACGACGAGUACAUCCUGUCCUUCGAGACCAUCGACAAGAUGAGGAGGGUCAGCUCCUAUUCGUCGCUCAACUCGCUCAUAGGGGUGUCGUUCAACAGCGUGUACACACAGAUCUGGAGGGUGUUGCUACACCUGGCAGCCGACCCAUUCCCAGAGGUGUCUGACCUGGCCAUGAAGGUCCUCAACAGCAUUGCGUACAAGGCUACGAUGAACGCCCGGCCCCAGAGGAUCCUGGACUCUGGCUCUCUCACCCAAUCAGCGCCUGCCAGCCCCACCAGCAAAGGCACUCACAUCCACCAGGCUGGUGGUUCCCCCCCCAUGCCAAGUCCCAGCAGUUCCAGCCUGACCAACGAGGUGCCCAAACCCCCUCCCCGGGAGCUCCCGCCCGCCCGGCCACCGUACACCCCGACGCUGGGCGGCCAGGCCCCCCACUCGCACCAGUUCCCGCGCACCCGCAAGAUGUUCGACAAAGGGCCCGACCAGACGGCGGAUGACGGUGACGAGCCAGGCGGCCACAGGAAUUUCAUCAGCGCCACCCUGCAGACAGGUCUCUGUGACUGGAGCGCCAAGUACUUCGCUCAGCCCGUCAUGAAGAUUCCUGAGGAGCACGAUGUGGAGAGUCAGGUGAGGAAGGAGAGAGAGUGGAGAUUCCUGAGGAACGCCCGGGUCCGAAGGCAGAGCCAGCGAAUCACCCAGAGGGGUGUGACCCGUCUGGACGACCAGAUCUUCAUCAACAGAAACCCGGGGGUGCCCUCCGUGGUCAAGUUCCACCCCUUCAACCCCUGCAUAGCCGUGGCCGACAAGGACAGCAUCUGCUUCUGGGACUGGGAGAAAGGCGAGAGGCUGGACUACUUCUACAACGGCAACCCCCGCUACACCCGCAUCACGGCCAUGGAGUACCUGAACGGACACGACUGUUCCUUGCUGCUCACCGCCACCGAUGACGGCGCCCUGCGGAUCUGGAAGAACUUUGCUGAUCAGAGGAACCCUGAGAUGGUGACAGCCUGGCAGGGCCUGUCAGACAUGCUCCCCACCACGCGAGGGGCAGGCAUGGUGGUGGACUGGGAACAGGAGACCGGGCUCCUCAUGACGUCGGGGGACGUCAGGGUUAUCCGAAUCUGGGACACGGAACGAGAGAUGAAGGUUCAGGAUAUCCCCACGGGGGCGGACAGCUGCGUGACCUGUCUGUCCUGUGACUCCCAGCGCUCCCUCAUCGCCGCUGGCCUGGGAGACGGCUCCGUGCGCGUCUACGACCGCAGGAUGGGCCCCAACGAGUGCCGUGUGAUGACCUACCGCGAGCACGGGGCCUGGGUGGUCAAGGCGCACCUGCAGAAGGAGACGGAGGGCCACAUCAUCAGUGUCAGUGUAAACGGGGAUGUGCGGUUCUUCGAGCCGCGAACGUCAGAUUCCGUAAACGUACUGCAGACGGUGAAGGGACUGACUGCACUGGAUAUCCAUCCACAGGCCAACCUCUUCGCCUGUGGCUCCAUGAACCAGUUCAUCGCCGUGUACAACUCCAACGGGGACAUCAUCAGCAACAUCAAGUACUACGAUGGUUUCAUGGGCCAGAGAAUUGGGGCCAUCAGCUGCCUAGCGUUCCAUCCAUACUGGCCGCACCUGGCCGUCGGCAGCAACGACUACUACAUGUCUAUCUACUCAGCGGAGAAGAGGCUGAGAUAACGCCUAAGCACCCCGGAGCCAGGAUGUAAAUGACCUCUAAUGUACAUACGCAAUUAUCACCUUGAAUGUCUCGUGAUGGCUGCUGAUACUCAUGUUAUUAUUAUUGUUAUUACUAUUAUGGGCUAUUGAUUGUAGACUUGGCUGUGCUGAGGAGUGUGUAUAUUUAAUUGCAUUUACAGAUAAUAGAGAUAUUUUAAGCUACAGCCCGUUGGCCGCGUAGCCAGUGGGUUUUUCUCUUUUUUUUUUUUUUUUUGUCCCGCCUGUGUGAACUCUGCUUGUGCAGAGGCAGAGGGGCGUCUGAAGGAAAAUAGCACCGUGAAAAUAUGGCCCCGCUGGUCAGCUCCGGACCACAAGCAGCCCAUAGCAGCGCCCGUCUCCUGCCAGCACCAGUCCCACCGCCAUCCCCGCAGCCGUUGACAACUGGGGUUUCACUCGCUUCUGCUGCUGUCUGAAACGAACGUGGGUUGCGCUUUCUGGAAGCGGCCCGGCACUUUACGCGGAGACCUGACACCCAGGCCCUGCGGGAUGGCACGAACAGACGCCCAGUGUCAGCGGACUGCCUCAGUCACGGCGGGGUGACACCCCCUUCCCCCUUUGCUGUGCCUGUCCACUCAACCCGUACCCCCCGCACCCCCCUGACCGUGCCAAACUUAAUAAGCCCAGCCAAUACCCCAUCCGGCGGGUUUACAUCGCCUCUCCUAGUGUAUGGAAGUGGACUGGCUGUGCCGGAAUCGUGCGAGUACCACACACAGCCUCAGUCCGCUCUAAAAACUGGCCUUUUGUGAAGGUGAAGGCUGCAGUGUGAAGCAAUAAACCAGGGAGUGCGGCUGCGCUCACACUCCUGAGCCACACCUGGCCCCGCUCCAGGGUCCUGCUCAACCGGAGAGCGGAGCAUCCGAAGGCUCUGAGCUCCCGCCCCUGAAGACACCCGCGGCUCCGACGCGGGCCCCCAUCACGGCCGCCCCGCGGCCGCUCUGCUCCCAUUGGCUCGGACCAACGGAGCGGGGCAGCGGUGUGAAGGUGUGUGUCCGCGGCCGUGACCCCUGUCGGACACGUUGAGAAGUGGUGAAGGAAGUGAGGCAUCCCCCCCUUCCCCUCCAGCC
Messenger RNA from Megalops cyprinoides (Indo-Pacific tarpon), 5536 nucleotides. RefSeq names its product regulatory associated protein of MTOR, complex 1 (gene rptor). The record is from RefSeq and is a predicted model, not a curated record. NCBI's taxonomy places the organism in Eukaryota, Metazoa, Chordata, Actinopteri, Elopiformes, Megalopidae. Gene Ontology annotation, cellular component: TORC1 complex; cytoplasm. Gene Ontology annotation, biological process: positive regulation of cell growth; cellular response to starvation; positive regulation of protein serine/threonine kinase activity. Gene Ontology annotation, molecular function: protein binding; protein-macromolecule adaptor activity. The transcript is spliced from 35 exons. Bases 429 to 4433 code for a protein of 1334 amino acids.